AUGGAGUAUAUUGUCUAUUGUGACAACCAGAGUGCAAUAGACUUGAGCAAGAACAUCAUGUACCAUGCAAGGACAAAACACAUCGACGUCAUAUAUCAUUGGAUUCGUGAGCAAGUGGAGAGUGAAUCACUUCAUGUUAAAAAGAUUCACAUAAGUGAAAAUCCUGCGGAUAUGUUGACUAAGAUGAGAGUGAAAAAACAGAAGCGGCAUAGGAGAGCUGUAACGUUUUACAAAGCUUGUUUUGGGUUUAGAGAGCCGUUUAAAAUCUUCUGUGAUGGAACAUUUGUGAAUUAUGUUGUUGGUAAUCACAUAACACCUGAUACUGCAUUGGAAAAUAUUCUUGGCGCCACAGUUAAACUUUUUGUAACCAGAUGCGUUCUUGCGGAGUUGAAGAGCCUUGGUAAAUCCGAAGCACUGAAUGCAGCUAAAAACCUUUGUACUGCACGAUGCGGCCAUGAGAGGCGGAAAAGUGCUGAAGAUUGCAUAACUGAAGUUAUUGGGGAGAACAAUUCUGAACACUUUUUUGUUGCUACUCAAGAUGCUGAUUUGCGAAGAAGUCUUCAAAAGAUACCUGGUGUACCCGUAAUUUUUGCUGUGAGGAAUGCAUUAUUUCUCGAACAACCUUCAUCAUUUCAACGUCAGUUUGCCAAAUCUUCUGAAGAAGAACGUCUUCAUAUGACUGACCUGGAGUACAAUAUGCUUAGACAAAUGAAAAAGAGGAGAUUGUCCGAUGACAAACAAGGGGAUUCUUCCGUUGCAUCAGAGGAAAAGAUAAUUGAUGUUUCACAGGCUCAGAUUAUCAAUACAAAUGUUAAGAGGAAUGGAAGUGAUGUCAAGGAUAAAGUUCGCUUCAAGAGAAAGAAAGCUAAGGGUCCAAAUCCACUCUCAGUACUCAAGAAGAAAAAGAAGUCUGCGGAUACAAAUGAGAAGAAGGUAAAUACAGAUGAGGGAACUGUGAAAAGGAAGAGGAAAAGGAAGAGAAGGAAGACGUCACACAAAGAUGUUGUUGAAGGCAUCCACCAGUAAAUCUUUUUCCC
Messenger RNA from Solanum tuberosum (potato), 1037 nucleotides. RefSeq names its product rRNA-processing protein UTP23 homolog. Lineage: Eukaryota; Viridiplantae; Streptophyta; Magnoliopsida; Solanales; Solanaceae. The transcript has 6 exons. Bases 1 to 1026 code for a protein of 341 amino acids. Gene Ontology annotation, cellular component: small-subunit processome. The record is from RefSeq and is a predicted model, not a curated record.